Messenger RNA from Colletotrichum spaethianum, 681 nucleotides. RefSeq names its product pathogenesis-related protein 1B. NCBI's taxonomy places the organism in Eukaryota, Fungi, Ascomycota, Sordariomycetes, Glomerellales, Glomerellaceae. The record is from RefSeq and is a predicted model, not a curated record. The coding region runs from base 1 to 681 and encodes 226 amino acids. The transcript has 2 exons. Gene Ontology annotation, cellular component: extracellular region.
AUGCGUUUCUCCGCUGUUGCCGUUGCCGCUCUCGCAACCCAGGCUGCCGCCUGGAGGCCCGGCCGUCCCUCUGGUUCCUGGGGCUGGGGUAACUACGGCGGCAACUGGGGCGCCGUGACCUCCACUAUCACCGUUCCGGCCCCCACUGGCGUCCCUGCCGCGACCUCCGUCCCGGCCGUGACCCCGACCCCUGUCGCAGCCCCCACCGAGGAGGCUGUCACCCCCGUCUCCACAACUGCUGCCUCCAGCGGCUCGUCCGGACUGACCGCCGACCAGAAGGCCGCUCUCGAUGCCCACAACGCUGCCCGCACCGACGUCGGCGUUCCGGCUCUCGAAUGGGACAACUCUCUCGCUGCCGAUGCUCAGGAAUGGGCCACCCACUUGCUCUCCGUUGGCUCCCUGACACACUCUCAGACCGACAACCAGGGCGAGAACCUGUACAUGCAGUCCAACAAGGACAGCCCCUACGUCAACGCCGCCGAUGCCUGGAUCUCGGAGAAGUCCCAGUACAAUGGCGAGGCCAUCAGCUCCACCAACUACAUGGGCUUCGGUCACUACACCCAGAUUGUUUGGAAGAGCACCACCAAGGUUGGCAUGGCGAUUGCCACCAACUCUCAGGGCACCUACGUCGUCGCCCGCUACUCUCCCCCUGGCAACUACAUCGGCGAGAAGCCUUACUAA